AUGCUUCUUGUAAGCAUGAUCAUUUCUGGAGCUUGUAACACUAUAGUUUAUAAGCUUUAAAAUUCGUUUGAAGUAGCUCCUGGCUAGAAAUUUAACCACCCAUUUAUGUAGUCUGUGACUAUGUUUUUUGGUGAAUUUAUUUGCAUUUUCAUGUUUUUGUACAUGAAAAAAUUUAAAAGAGAGCAAAUAGAAGAGGAAAAGAGAUAAGCUUAAUUGAAGGGAUUGAACACAAAAAUGAACUACUUUUUAUUAGCUAUACCAGCAUUUGCCGAUUUCUUAACUUCAAUAUUGCAUUACAUAGCGUUAAACUAUAUGGCUCCUUCUCUCUACUAAAUGUUAAGAGGUGGUGUUAUAUUAGUCACUGCAUUAUUUUCAGUUGUAUUCUUAAAGAGAAAGAUAUAUCUCCAUAACUACAUAGGAUGUGGAUUGGUUAUUAUAGGAAUCACUCUAGUUGGCUCAGUAAAUUACAUCUUCCCUAAAUCCUCAAACUCUGAUGAUGUUGAUCCAACUAUGGCAUUGAUUGCUAUAAUUCUUAUACUUAUCUCCUUAUUCACAAAUGGCAUUUUGUUUGUUUCUGAAGAAAAAUUGUUUUCUAAGUAUUAUCUUCAUCCUAUGUAAGUAGUUGGAACUGAAGGUAUUUGGGGUUUAUGCUUUUAUGCUAUUUUAUUACCAAUCUUAGCUUUAGUCCCAUGCUCAAAAGAUAGCUUAAAAGAUUUAUGCAUGGAAUAUAAUGGAAGCUAUCAUAUUGAAAACCCAGUGCAAUAUUUCUAAUAGUUUGCUGAUUUCCCUCUUUUAGGAUUCUAUAUCGUAUUAGGUGUUUUUACUAUUGCUUGCUUUAAUGUUUGUGGUGUAAGCAUCACUAAGCACAUUUCUUCCUUAGCCAGAUCAGUAGUAGAUGUUACAAGAACUGUAGCUGUUUGGAUUGUUGCUAUCAUAAUUACUUUGACAGCUGGAUAGGAUAAUAAAAAUUACUAAUGGGAAAAUGUAAAUGUAGGUCCAAUAAUUGUUGAGGCUAUUGGUUUCAUAAUUUUAGUUACUGGAAAUUUAAUUUAUAAUAAACUUAUUGUUCUUCCUUUUGCAAAAUCUCAAACAUACCUUGAAGAAAGACUUACAAAAGAAGAGAAUUUCAACAAAUCUACCAUUUUUGUAAAUCAAGAAUCAAAUAGAACAAGUUAAGAUAAUAAUUGA
Messenger RNA from Tetrahymena thermophila SB210, 1188 nucleotides. RefSeq names its product nucleotide-sugar transporter. Gene Ontology annotation, biological process: pyrimidine nucleotide-sugar transmembrane transport. The record is from RefSeq and is a predicted model, not a curated record. Gene Ontology annotation, cellular component: Golgi membrane; intracellular membrane-bounded organelle. Gene Ontology annotation, molecular function: pyrimidine nucleotide-sugar transmembrane transporter activity. NCBI's taxonomy places the organism in Eukaryota, Ciliophora, Oligohymenophorea, Hymenostomatida, Tetrahymenidae. The transcript has 6 exons.